Cuscuta campestris is the source of this 2593-nucleotide messenger RNA. Lineage: Eukaryota; Viridiplantae; Streptophyta; Magnoliopsida; Solanales; Convolvulaceae. The record is from the annotation of a GenBank genome assembly.
CAGUAAGAGGUCUGAACCAUUAAGUGCUGAACCAGUAAGAGGUCUGAACCAUUAAGAGCUAGUAUAUUGCUUAACUAUUCAGAGGCAAAUGUCUGAUCAAUUCAGAUAAGAGGUCUUAACCAUUCAGACUCUGUAUAAUACUUAACCAUUCAGAGGCAAAUCUCUUAACCAUUCAGACAUCUGAACCAUUAAGAGGCUGAAACAAACAGUCUGAACCAUUAAGUGCUGAACCAUUCAGACAUCUGAACCAUUAAGAGGCUGAAACAAACAGCCCCUUAAUCUCUAUUUUUUAGAAUAAUUUUAAUAAUUUGUCUUUUUAUAACAUGAAAAUUCUUAUACACAAUCAUUUAUUUCUAAAGAGCUGAUCAUCUAUCUCCGUCUGAUUGUGGAGUUUCCAGUCGCCCCCCUCUCGCGUUGAGUUGUUGAGACUCGUCAAUCCCCUUUUCUGUGUUUCUCCCCCAGUUCAUGCCCCUUAAUCGAACGCUACGAAUACGAAUGCCCAAAAUUCCAGUACAGGAACUUUUAGUUGAAAACGAAGUCCGCUUCUCCGCAGAACCCAGCAGAUCAUCGAUCUCUUCUUCCCAUCAAUCAGGUACACUUUAUCACUCUCAGUUUCGGUCCCGUUCAUUUGAAAAGGUUGGAGGUCGCCGUGACGGGAAUGAGGAUUGUGAAUUUUGCGCAAAACAUCUGGCCUUUCUCAGUAUUCAAGCGCGACGACUUGAGGGUUUCGGAAGGGUUAGUCAGGAAAUUAUCGAUCCCGGAUUGCACCAAACGGUUCGUCUACGCGAUUCCGGAUCCCGACUCGGACGCUGUUGUGUACGUGGUGUGCGUGCAGAACCUCUCCGAGCAGUCGGCCUCGGAUGCCCAGUGCCUGAUUAGGGAAAUCCGGCCGGAUGCCGUGGUGGUCCAAGUGGAUAACAUGACUAGUGAUGCUCUCAGGGAUGGGAGUGGGAGUAAAUGCGAAAAGGGUUUCGUGAAAUCCAUACUUUUUGGUGGAAACGAAAACGUUUGCGAGGAGAAUUCGGUUCCGACCUCUGCAAUGGAGGUGCUAAGGAGGUGCUUUAUGCACAAGAUCAACAAGGAGAAGUAUGAGAGCAUGGCUGGGAACUUGGUUUUGAGUGAGAUUUUCGGCGUAGGGUUUGAUGGAUAUAUGUUGGCAGCCAAGAGAGCAGCAGAAGACGUUGGCUCAGCUCUUUUGUUGCUUGAUUCUCCUUUUGUUAAAAGCACCGACGAUGCCGAGUGUUCUACUACAGUGGGAGACAAAGGGUAUGGAGUUCUAGGAGUGAGGGCCCAUAGUAAUUCAGUUCUUCAAAGAACAUGGCAAAGUUUUCAUACAAAUAUAAGUAUCCAAACUCAAAUGGUUAAGCUAUUAUCAUCAUCAUCAUCGUCGUCGUCAUCACAUUUGCUUAAUUCCACUUCUGUUUCAAGAAACGAGUCCGAGAGUAUCAGUCCACAAGUGCAGUAUCAAGUUCCCCCAUUUGCUCAGUCUGUGUACCCUUUACUUGUUGAUUUGCAUGAUAUUUUUAUGGACAUCCCUUCAAUAACUAGAGCACUAGCUUAUGCUCAGAAAAUGUUGUACGAUGUGAGUAGAGGAGAGAUGGUGAAAGCCGAGGUCCUCUCUGAAGUUUAUGUAUUCAGAAUUGCAGUCGAGUCGUUGAGAAUCACCUUAAAUAAUGCCAGUCGGCUCCCUAUUAGUAAAACCAAGAACGGAAUCCGAGAGUUUUCUGAGUUAUCUAUUGAGGAUAAAUCACAUGCACUUCUUGCCCAGGCUCUCAGAAGCCAAACAAAAAAGUUCAAAACAAUCGUUGCAGUACUGGAUGCACGUGGGCUAAUCGGGCUUAGGAAACACUGGAAUACCCGUGUACCCCAGGAAGUUAAGGAUAUGGUUGACCAGCUGGUGAUUGGCUGGGAGAGUGGGGAAACUUCAAAGAUGGACAGAAAAAGCUUAUUAGCCGGGAAACCAGUUGUGGCAGUAGGGGCAGGUGCAACAGCAAUGAUAGGCGCUUCAUCCCUAUCCAAAGUUGUCCCAUUGUCCACUGUUAUGAAGGUCGUCACCUUCAAAUUUCCCACCUCAUUGAAACUGAUGAUGACCCAGUCCCAAAAGGUUGCAGCAAUUAUGCUUGGGAAAUCAAAGGUUGCAGCUCCGGCAGGUAUGGGGCUAAAAUCCUCUUUCUUUAAGACAGCUGCUUCUACAGGGAAAAUUAAGGCAGUGGCCCAUGGCUUCAUAACCUCAGCUCAAAAAACUAGUUUCUCAGCUAUGAGAAGUGCUUUCUAUGAGAUUAUGAGGAAACGACACGUACGUCCGAUUGGGUUUUUACCGUGGGCCACGUUUGGGUGCAGUGUGGCCACCUGCUCAGGAUUAAUUGUUUAUGGGGAUGGGAUUGAGUGCGCUGCCGAGUCACUUCCCUCUGCUCCUUCAAUUGCAAGUUUGGGUCGUGGGAUUCGGAGUUUGCACGAGGCCUCUAAGGCUGUGGGGCACUUUAGAGUCCCUUCUUCACAGUUAAGAACAUAAAAGGUCAGAUACCUUUCUUUUGUGAGGCACUUUUAUAUUGGCCAUGUUUGCCAUUGCUUUUCGCCCCAGCUUUAGGCGCCC